AUGGAAUAUGAAGAGGAUGAUGAUAUUUCCUUUGCGAAAUGGAUGAGCAGUUUCUGGGGCCACAACUUGAUUGAUGAGAAUGAGAAAGAGGGUAAAGGCCACAAGAAACGUCAAACACGACACUUUAGUGAAAGAAGAGCCUCCCUUCCGGCCAGGCUUUCCUCCCUCCAUACAACACGACUUCAUGCCUCUACCAAAGGCUCAUCUUCAGGCCAUCUCAAGGGCUCCAAAGAAUUUGAAGAAGACCAAGAUUGCAAAUGCCACUGCCACAAGAAGGCAAGCAGGACACCUUCAGCAGACAGUUCAUGCACAGAGAAAAGAUCAAACUCCAUCCAGGAAUUUGUGGAGUCCUUUGAGAAGCAAUUGCAUUUCAAAAGCAAACGUUCAGUUUCUUUGCAACCUGAAGGCAUGAAGGAGAGAAGAGAGAGAUUGCAUUUGAGAAAGAGCAAGUCUCACAAGAGAAUGGGAGAGAAAUCAGCCAGGGAGGGAACAGAAAGAAGAUGA
Messenger RNA from Cygnus atratus (black swan), 504 nucleotides. It is a transcript of the gene LNP1, whose product is annotated as leukemia NUP98 fusion partner 1. The transcript is spliced from 3 exons. NCBI's taxonomy places the organism in Eukaryota, Metazoa, Chordata, Aves, Anseriformes, Anatidae. Bases 1 to 504 code for a protein of 167 amino acids. The record is from RefSeq and is a predicted model, not a curated record.